This is a messenger RNA of Rhodamnia argentea, 820 nucleotides long. RefSeq lists its product as uncharacterized. The coding region runs from base 163 to 693 and encodes 176 amino acids. NCBI's taxonomy places the organism in Eukaryota, Viridiplantae, Streptophyta, Magnoliopsida, Myrtales, Myrtaceae. The record is from RefSeq and is a predicted model, not a curated record. The transcript has 3 exons.
UUGGCUUGAGAGAUCAAAACGACGAGUCGCGCUGAUCAAGAGAAAUAACUAGCCACGCCAUCGUUCCUCGUCUCAACUGUUGCUGCUCCCGAUGCCCUAACCCAAUCGUGGCUCGUGGUCGUGGAAUCGCCGUCACCGACAAACCCUAAUUCGAGCUCAAAUAUGAAAAGGGCAAUGCCUUGGAGUGAUGAGGAAGAGGACUCAUCUGAAGAAUCAUCAUCGCUUUCAGAUAAUGAAUCUGAUGAUGGCGUUGGGAAGAUGAAAGAAAAGACUAAAUCUAGGAGUGAACAAUCUUCCCAAGAUUCAGGGAAAUCUGGAAAGCAGAAGAGUGGUGGAAUGAGUUUUGAAGCAUUGAAGCAACACGGUUUCCAGGGCGGGUUAUCGGUCUUAGGAAUGCCCCCUCCAAAAGACGAGGAUGAGCAGAAAGACUGGUCGUGGUCCACUGGGAGGGAAGGUCGUAAGACCGAGGAUGCCGAGGAAUCAUACAAAGAGCGGCAAAGAACAAGAGCUGCGCUAGCAUCUGGAGAGCAAUUGGCGGAUGUUCAGACCCGGAAAGAGAAAAAGAAUCUUUCUUUCUCGCAGAAGGAAAAGAGGAAGAGAGAGCUUGGUCAGGCCAGCAGAGGGAAGAAUUAUGUCGAAGAAGAGAAGAGGCUAUUGAGAGAGAGUGGUAUUUACUCUGGCUUUGAUUCAUGAACUUUGAUCUCGUUCCAAAAGGAUGUAAAUUUGAGAUGUGGAUUUGCUGAUCAACUUCUAAUUGGUGGCCUGUCCUUCAUGUCGAAUGUUAUCUGCAAUGUAACAGAAGAAAGCGCACUCAUUUAUA